Anastrepha ludens (Mexican fruit fly) is the source of this 1034-nucleotide messenger RNA. RefSeq names its product gametocyte-specific factor 1. The transcript has a single exon. The record is from RefSeq and is a predicted model, not a curated record. NCBI's taxonomy places the organism in Eukaryota, Metazoa, Arthropoda, Insecta, Diptera, Tephritidae. Bases 127 to 378 code for a protein of 83 amino acids.
UUCACAACCUGGCAACUCUUAAACGAAAUCAUCUUGCACUUCAAGUAAAAGCGCGUUCUCCAUUAAUUUCAAUUUUUUGUUUGGGUAUACAUAUUUCUAUUAUUUCCUAAUUACUAAGACACGAAAAUGAACGAAGAAGAAUUUCUUUUGUGCCCUUACAAUAAGUCACAUCAAAUUAUCCGUUAUCGUAUGCCGGGUCAUAUGAUGAAGUGCCGCAAAAAUUAUCGUGGGCCGCCGCUGGACCAGUGCAUGUACAAUGCAACACAUUUGGUGCCGAUGGGAACAAUGGAUGAACAUUUGGAAUCUUGUCGCGACUAUCAUCAAUUUCAUAAUACGGUGUUUGAGAAGUUGGCAGACAAUUGCAGGCCAAACAAAUAAGGAAAGAAAACACAUGAAAUGUGGGUUGAAAAUGUCCAGCAAUCGGAUGGCGGCAAUUUUUUUUAUAUUAAUUUACUUUAGGAUUUUGAAUUUUUAUUUUUGACUUAAAUCGCGUUACUAUGUAUAAACAAUUGUAAGCUUUUAGGUACAAAUUAUUUAUAAAAACAGUCAUGAAAUUUUGUGGAUUAGCGAAAAAUAUUCAAUGAAUUGUUUUCUAUAAAUAUCAGGAAAUUAAUGGUUUGAUACUCAACCAUGACAAAGUUACGUUUGUCUAGAUUUCCAAGUAAGUAAAUACUGUUUGGUAACAUUUUCGAUUUUAUUUUAUUAUAUUUAUUUCGGUCAAACUCGUGUAUGUACAUAUAUCUUAUUGUAGGAUAUUUAUAAAAAUACUUUCGAAUAUAAUCUGUAGGUAUAUGACAAAUCAUAACUAUCAGCCUAUAAGAUUUAGAUGUGAGACCAACUAUAUAAUAUACAGUAGGAUUCCAAAAUCCCAACAUGUGCAGACGUAACGUCUAAUUUCAUUUAACAAAUGUAGAACCGAACCUGAAAUUUGUUUUUUUUUGUUUGUUUGUAAAGUAGUUUUAUACGCUGAACAUUGUCGUAAUAAAGCUUUAUAUACAUAUAUAUAAUAAAGAAAACUUAAGGUGAUAUUUUAA